This is a messenger RNA of Drosophila eugracilis, 17725 nucleotides long. Its product is annotated as titin-like. The transcript has 10 exons. NCBI's taxonomy places the organism in Eukaryota, Metazoa, Arthropoda, Insecta, Diptera, Drosophilidae. The record is from RefSeq and is a predicted model, not a curated record. The coding region runs from base 336 to 17675 and encodes 5779 amino acids.
UUUAGUCUGAGAAAAACGAUCGGAGAUCCAGGAGGUGUCUGCUGGACGUGGUGUGCGCUAUUCGACUGUCGAUGCUGUGUUGUACAUAUUGUUUAUAUAUAGAAAGAUAGAACAUCUUUGUGUUCCCAAACUGAAUCGGAAACGGAAAAAUUCAAAUUUUUACCAUCGUUUGUGUGCGGCGCAUUCUAAAUAUAAAUAAAAAGAAAUAGCUUUCGGUUAAUGCCGCAUUGAAAAUACCCAUCCGACAAUACUGCCCCCUAAUCCUACACAGCAAGUCCUGAAAGUCCCAUGCCAAAGUGGCCCUGUUUCGUCUAAUUAUAUAGUGAGACCUGAGCAUGGAAAGAUCGCCAGCAGCCAAUGCCGCGGAGCCUCCUGGCGAGGAUGGAGGAUUCGAAACGGGCCAACGUCCACCACCUCGCAUCACGUUUAGCGAAAACUCCAGCUCCCUGAUCCGCUGCAUCCCCAACGAACGUGCCACGUUCUUCGUGAAGAUCGACUGUGUCGAAGAGGAUUUGCCGGAACUGCUGCCCUUCAAAUUCGAGUGGACCCGAGGUGAUGUCCCCAUCGAGAACUCCGACCGCUUCCGCAUUACGGCAACCAGCAAUGCAGUCCAGCUGGCUGUGGAGCAUGUGCAGCGGGAGGACGCCGGCCACUACACGCUGUUCGCCAGGACGAAGAGCCACGAUGUGGUGCGCAGGCACGUGGAGCUCAUUGUGGAGGACAGAUCCACGGGCGAUGAUCCGCCGGUGUUCCUGCGCCGCCUGCUCGACCUCUCCGUCAAAGUGGGCACCCGGACACGUCUUCUUACCGAAAUUCGAAGUUCCACAGAUCUUAAGCUCACCUGGUACAGAAACGACCGGAGGGUGUGUGCCAACGAUCGCAUCGUAGAAAUUAAUGAGGGCACCUUCCAUUAUUUGGAGAUUAGUCCUGUGACGCUCGAUGACGGCGGUCAGUGGAUGCUAAUGGCAGAGAACUUUGGUGGUCGAAACUCAUGUUUGGGAACGCUGAACGUCUUAGUGCCAAAGGCUUACAAGACUCCGGAGUUUGUGGAGGAGCUGCGUGCGGUGCUUACUGAGCAGGGAACCGUUUCGCUGGAGUGCAAGGUCGUGGGCGUGCCAACGCCGCAUUUGCGCUGGUUUAAGGACUCCAAGGAGAUCAAGGCUGGAGAUAUCUUCGCCUUGACUGCCAACGCAGAUGAUCCUACCUCACUUGGAACGUACACAUGUGAGGCUCGCAACUGCAUGGGCGUUACUUAUUCCAGCUCCAAGGUACAUGUAGUGGGACGCGGAAGUCGCGAAGGAUCCCUCAAGCCGGCGGAUAGCGUGGCGAGCAAUGCGCCGCCUCCGAUAUUCACGAACGAACUGCGAGAUAUGAGCAUUCUCAUCGGGGAGACCAUCAUUCUCGGUUGUCAAGUGGUGGUACCGCCGUGGCCAAAAAGCGUCUGCUGGUACAAUGCAAACGGACGGGUGGAUACCGCUGAGCGGUACAAACUGAUCGAGGACGGUCUCGGUGUCUAUAUGAUCGAAGUAAAGCCCUCGGAAUCCUGUGAUGCCGGCGAAUGGAAAUGCGUGGUGACCAGCUUUGACGGCAGUGUCGGUAUUUCAUCGUGUACCGUUGCCAUGGACAUUCCCAGGAACUAUCGCAAGCCCAGGUUCAUGGAGAGUCUGCGCGCCGUUCUCACCGAGGAGGGACUUGUGUCAUUUGAAUGCAAGGUGGUGGGCUUCCCCACGCCACUGCUUAAGUGGUUUAAGGAUGGGCACGAGUUGAAGCCAGGUGAUGUCUACCAACUCACGGGCACCAACUCUUUGGGAACCUAUUGCUGCGUUGCCAGUAAUUGCAUGGGAGGAACCAGUAGCACUGCCGUUCUCACCGUAGAGGACAUCCAAAACCAGCUGACCGAUGAGGAGCGUCUUGUCUUCUCCCAACAAAGCCAGAACCAAGCGCCAAAGUUUCUCACUGGACUUAAGAGCACGGAUGCCAAGAUCAACGAACCUUUCCAAUUCAAGGUGGUGGUAAAGGCCACUCCGGAUCCCAUACUUUCUUGGUUCCGUGACGAGCUUCCUAUUGAUCCGAACGAACGAUAUAACCAUUACCGGGGCGAAAACGAGGACUGGCUGCUGGACAUUAAUUCGGUGGAGUUUGUGGAUCAAGCAGAGUGGAAGUGUGUGGCCGUAAAUGAUUUCGGCACUAGCAUUACAUCCUGCUUUCUGAAGCUGCAGAUCCCCCGGCACUACAAGAAACCCCGCUUCCUGGAAUGCCUGCGAGCGGUGCUCACAGAAGAGGGAGCCGUCAAUCUUGAGUGCAAAGUCAUCGGAGUUCCCCAGCCAGCCCUUAAGUGGUAUAAGGAUGGCGUGGAACUUAAACCCGGUGAUAUUCACCGCAUAAUUUCUGGACAGGAUGGCACCUGCUGCCUUGGCACCUACACUUGUGAGGCCAGAAAUUGCAUGGGUGUCGUUGCCAGCUCUGCAUCGCUUCUGGGUUUUGAAGAUGCCCAGAAGAGUCAACAGCAGAAGAGCGAACAGUUACAUGAGAACGAGCUGCAGAGGAAUUACUCUUUGUCCACCAUUCAGGAGGAGCGCACCUCACAGCUGUACGAGACGCCUGUCGGUGACAUAACCAUCGAUGAAAAGGGUGAUGUGUCGUUCUCUUUCGAUGGCAAGGAGGUAUCUGUUUCCCUCUACGAAACUCCUGACCUUACGGAGGAAGAGGCUCUCAAAAUUGUGGAGAUGUAUGCCGAUCAAAUCUCUGAGCAUGUCACUGAACACAAUAUUGUGGAACUGCCACCGUUACGUUUUGUCAAGGAGACAUCGCAAUCGGGAAAACUUCUGAUGGAAGCCGUGGUCAUCGAUAUUUCACCCGAAUAUUUCACAGUCGAAGAGGAUAUGCGUACAGAGGCUGAUAUGGAUGACAUUUCCAUAAACGAGAUCACAAUACACGGCUCGUCAGGAAGGGAAGGAAUAAUUGACAAGGAGACUGAGCAAUAUGUCCAGGAGUCCUUUGAUAAAAUGGAGGAGGAAUUAUCCCUUUCAGCUCCAAUUCGUAAGCGAAAGAAGUCCAAGCCAACAGAGACAGAUGAAUUCUUCAGCCUAUCCAAAGCAUCACCAUCUGGCAGCCAAGGCGAUGAGGAGGCGUCCGAUUUGCAAACCUUUGCCAGUGCACAAAUGUCCGCAUCCCAAAAGGCCGCGUCUGAAGCUCAAACCAGUCCCGAAAAAGACAAAGAUUCUGUGGCACCGCCGAAACGGAAGAAGUCAAAGAAACCGACAGACAGUGAUUCAUCCAAGACAACUGAGGAUGAUGCUCGAUUGCAGGAUAUUUCGGGUGCAGUUGGCGAUGGACUCUUGUUCACACCAUCUUCUCAAGCAAAGGUGGUCACCGACGAGAGUGAGAUCAAUAAAAAUUUAAUUGCUCUCGUUCCUCUGGCCAAGUUGCUCAAGGUUAUUGAGAAUCAUUUGGCAGCAGUGGAGAAUGAGGUGAUGGAACAGUCCACCAUGAUGAUGACCCCGUCAGCAGCAGAUCAGAGCAUUGCCAUCAUUCGGAAUAUCAUAGAUCCCAUCAAGCAAAUCGAAUCAAAACUGCGGGUCUACUCUGGUGAGACUCACAUCGAUGCCCUCAUCCAAUCAAUGGACGAAGAUAUUCGGCGGUUGCACAUGGGUCUGCAGGUCAUCGAAAAGUGUGUGGAGAUCGACGAGACGGGAGCAACGCUCAUCCAACGCACAAGUGUCUGUAUCAUUGACAGCGUAGCUGACCAAAUGAAAAGAGCUCUGGACGAGCUGAAAAUUGUGAGCAGAAAGUUCGAGUCAGAGUGUCUUCGUGCCCAAAUCGAACUGACUGCCGAUGACAUCCAACAGGGACUAGAAAUCACGCAGGGCACUAUAAAGUCGCAAGCCCUUCUCCAGGAGGCCCAGGAAUUGGAGGCAGCUAAGCACUUUUCGGAAACUGUUGAAAAAAUGCAAGAAGUGCCUGAUUCCAUAUCCUUUGCCACCAUAUCGGAAGCCAAUCUUCCCAGCGAAGCUAGUGCACUGAAGGAGAUUUGCAAGCCAGUGGCUAAGAUUCAGGAAGCCCUAGAACGCGUUGAAAUGGAGCUGUCUUUAGAAGAGUCAGAGGAGCAGAUUUAUAAGAAAGUGCACCAGAAGGUGCUUGAGAGUAUUGUGGAACCCAUUAAGGAACUUCAAAACACUCUGCAGUCCAUUGAAGAUAAAACCGAAUCCCUUGUGGGUUCUGAGUCAAUGGAACAGAAAAUAAACAUGGCCAUUCUUGAUAUUGUGACCCCUCCACUUUUCGAGCUUAAUAAGGGUCUCGAAGUUAUCCUUAAUGAAAAAUCAGACAGUGUGGAGGGAGGAAUGCUGACCGUUAGCACUGUGGAAUCGAUGGUACCACCAUUGCAGGAGAUUCAGAAUGGUUUGGCACAGCUGGGACAAGAUCUGGAAAGCGGUCAGUCAUCCAUGCCUCACGAGGAACACCGAUCUGAGCCUGGACUUGAUGUGGCUGACACCCAGAAAUUGUUGCAGUCGUUUGCUCAAGGUGUCUUGCAUUUUGAGACGAAUAUCGAGAGGAUCUCUCCGCGUCUCUCCUCCAACGUAAAGAUUCGCUUACUAAAUCUAAAGGAUGAAUUGUCAGUUUUAAUAAGCACUAUUUUGGAAAAAGACAUAACCGGACAUCAUGUAGAGCUGCUGGAUAGACUAAAACGACCAGUCGACGAGUUGAACUACUGCAUCCGGCAGACAGAGGUUAAGAAUAUGACUGGGUCUCUAGCUGACCUUAUUGAACCCCUCAGCAUGUUGCAAGAAAACACCCAAAAAAGUCACGGCCGCUUGCUAACAGCUAGAGAUCCCGAUCAGCAAGCUCUUCAAACUUUGGACAAUAUACGCAGCAUAAUUCGUAACGUGGUUAUUGACAUAGAAGAGCAUGAGUUUAAGAUCCUUCAGCAGGAGAUUCAGCAGGAUGAGGAAUACGCGGCGCAGCAGCAGGACAAAUCAUUUAGUGCCUUGCGGAAGGUACUAGAAACCAAGGUUUCCCUAGAGGAAGCAGUGGGCAACAUCGAAACACUGCAGGAAGCAUUGAACAAAAUCAGCGAGAGCCCUAAAUCUUCGGAAAGGGUGAAAACCUCCUCAAAUGAAGCACAGGUAUAUCUCCUACGUAUCCUGCAAAUUGCCAAGGGUUUGGCAACAUUUAGCGAGGCAGAGACAACGCUCGAUGUCAACGAGGCCAACACAACCAGAAUUCUUUUCGAGUGUGGCAAAAGUUUUGCUGACUUGGCUAAAGCCCUGGACAGUCCUGAAUCUUUGACUGAGAAUGAAUUUUUAAAUGCCCUGAAUCAGUUUGGUGAUAUUGUUGGCCAACAAAAGCAAUCAAUGGAUGAGAAGCUGUCUAUUGCCAGUCCCCUCUCCAGCCUGAUUCAUGUGCUUGAAAAUUUAAAGCCUUUGAAAGCUUCAAUGGAGGACUUAUCCACUUUGGAUGAUGUGUCAGUGCUUAAGUCAGCCGCAGAGUCUUUGCCCACUGAUCCGGAGGCGGAAGUACCUUCAAGUGUCGAGAAACCCUCAUCUGUUGCCGUCUUACUGACUGAUUUGAAUCAAGGAAUUACUUCGGUUCUUUCACAUUGCGAAGAUCCUGACGUGGUAUCUUUAUCGGGUCCUGCUGCCCAGCAAGUCCAGGCGGCCCUUGUUAAGAUGCAAGAACUGCAAAAUAGUUUGGCUUUGGUGCAGGAAACACACGUGGUGGAAGCCGCCCAUUCUCUGUCAGAGGCAAGUCAGCAGGGUACCUUCGCCGAAGCUCUCUGCAGUUUGGAACGCUGUGUUGUUCAGGUUGAGGAGUACAUGGCCCACAGUGACGUUGAAAAUUUGAGUGAUCUUGAACUGUCCAAGCUCAAGGCAUUGGCCAACCCAAUACGUGAUGUAAGACAGUACUGCGAACAGAUUGAUGUGCAACUCUUGGAAAAUGCCAUUGAUAUAUCCACCCAGGGUGAUAUCUCGGAGUUAAAGAGCAGUGGAAAUCAGCAAACUGUUUCAGAUCAUAUCCAGGAAGUAGCUGUUGUAGAAGAAGAGCCAAUUGUGGAAGUUUUUGAUAUACAACAAGGUGUCGCCAGUGGCAUUAAGCAACUAGAAGCUUGUUUAGAAGUCACCCAGGCUGAUGCCAACAAGGAACUCCAGCAAGUUGGUAAAAUAAUGGAGCAACUCAAGUCCGACUUAGAGAAUAUACAGACUGCUCUUCUAACGGAUAGUGUUCAGCAGGAAACUGUUCUGGCUCAAGCCGAAAUAGCCCGUACCAUGUUUAAAUUAAAGGAAUCUUUGGUACAUACUUAUGAAUCUGGUCUGGUUGAUUCUUUGGAGAACGUGGAGAGUGCCUUCGAAGACAUAUUGCUUUCGUUGCCCAUUUUAGAAUCUCAGCUGGCAGAGGAAAUGUUUGGAAAAAUCGAAAAGUCUUUCGGAAACUUCGUUAUCUACUGUGAGAAGUUAGAAGGUGCGGAUUAUCAAAACCUAAAAACUCUUAAGAGUCCUAUUGAAAAUCUUGUACGUUCCAUUGGAGCUGUGGCCGCUCAACCCACCGUCGAUGUUGAUAAAUCAUCUGCGGUUGUUGUGCAGCUACAGACAAAUCUAAUGGCUGCUUUUCGAAGUCUAAAUGAAGUCAGCGAGAAGGUAACUAACGAGGUCUUGGGUGGUCUUUUAAAGACUCAAAGUAGCCUAGUGACUGUCUUCGAUUUCAUUGAGAAUAACGAAAACACAAUUCGCGUCAUAGAACUUUUACAGGAAAUUGAUUCCAUUACCGCGGAAUUGAAGGCAUUAACUGAAAUUCCAGUGGAGCCUACGGUGCCUAUCGAUAUUAGUAUUAUUAUAGAAAAUGUUUCGUCUGGCAAAGCAUUCCUCACCGAAAUCGAGGAGGGACUUAAAGCUAAUAAUCCGCAAUGUAUCCUUUUGCUCGAUGAGAACACGGAUGAUAUUGCUCAGCUAGAGGCAACUCUUGUGCAAAUUGAAAAAGAAAUCCUUUCUCAGCCUCAACUUACUCAGAUUACUAAGAAGCAAUAUACUCUAAUAGAAACACUGCAGUUGCAGAUUAAUGUUUUACAGGAAAAACUGAACAAGCUAAACGUAUUCCUUUCCGAACUUCAAAGUCAAUCGGACGUAUCUUCGCCUGAAUCAGCCUUUGAUACUGACAUAGAAAUCAAAGAGAGUUCAGAAAGCCCAGAGGAUAUUGGCCCAGAAGCCAAAAGACCCAAAAUCUUGGAGACUGAUCAACAACAAGAUUCUAGCAAGCAACCCGAAACACAAAAUAUUACUCAGGAUUUAACUAAAGAGGCCAAAGAUGUUACAAAGAAAACGAAGGAUACUGAAUCGCAACUCCAAAGCGAAAAGAAAUCACCUGAAGAGGAAAAGUCAGCUGACCAAAAGGCACAAGAAUCUAAGCAAGAAGUUGAGCAAAUUAAGGAACCACAAUUGGUAGAAAAAAAUAUAGUCGAGUCGGAAAAACCAUCAGAUAUUGUCCCUCAAAAGGCAUCUCCACAAAUUGUACUGGAAGCUCUAACGGAAAAGUUAUCCCAAUCUCUUAAUAAUGAAACACUUAAUGAAUCCAUUAAAUCUAUUAUCACAGAAGGACAAGAUAUUCUUGAUAACAUUAAUGAUGUCGACAAAGUUUCAAAAUCUAUAUUCAAAUUGAGAGAACAUAUAGUUCAUACUUAUGAUGGUAAGCCACCUGAGGAUCAGGUAGACAAAGAACUUGUCGAAGACUUUAUAGAAUCACUUUUGGAAGCCUGCCCAGAAGCCUCUGCACAAGUCAUUCAAAACUACAUUAAAGAAAUUAAAACCAACAUUAUUUUAACAAAGGCAGCGAUUCAACUUAUCGAUGAUAGCAACUUGUUCACGAAGCCGUCCCUACUGGUUCCAAAAUUGGUUAAUCUAGAAAAAAUUGCAGAAAAAACCCAGACGGAUAAACAUAUUGAUAAAUCAUCUGAAAAAAUGAUAAGCUUGCAGCAGAAUUUAAUGGACAUUUUCAUUGUAUUUGAUGACCUCUUAGACGAAAAUACGGAAAAAAUAAAUCCUAAGAUAGAAGAAUUGAAAACCAUAUUGCUUAGCGAAUAUGAUUAUAUUGAGAAAAAACAGGGUCAGCUCCAUACUGCUGUGCUUCAAGGGAAAAUACAAGUAAUUACUCAAAGGAUUCUUAAUAUUUGUGAAGAAUUUAAGGAAUGUAUUGAAAAACAAAACGAACAGCAGGAAAAAGCAACUGAUACAAAUCUUCCUGAAGAAAAGACCGAAGAUGUUGUAGACCACUCAAAAGCAUGCACAGUUUUAGAAGAUCCCAAGAAGUCGGAGAUUAUCGAGCCUGCAACUAAAUUAGAGGCUGCCGAUUCUUUAGUAGAGCUAAAGCCAGAAGAUGUACCACAGCAACAAGCUGACAUAGAAGUUGAACAAAAGUUCCAGAAACCAGAAGGAUCUGAUGAUGUUGUUGAGAAGAUUAGAGAGGAAAAGAUUGAAGAACCACAGAAAGCCGAAAUAAAGGACACUCAAAGCAAGUUAGAGAAGGGUGAAGCUUUCGAUAAGCAAGUUCUUGAGGAAAAGCAGUUGGAAGUUGAGGCACAAAAGUCUGCUGACAAGAAUGUCGAUCAAAAGUCCCAGAAACCAGAAGUAUCUGAGGUCGUCGCUGAAAAGAUUUCCGAGGAAAAGAUUAAAGAACCCAAGAAGCCUGAAAUAAAGGACGCUGAAACGAAAUCAGAGAAGGGUGAAGCUUUCGAUAAGCAAGUUCUUGAGGAAAAGCAGUUGGAAGUUGAGGGACAAAAGCCAGCUGAUAGAGAUAUCGAUCAAAAGUCCCAGAAACCAGAAGUAUCUGAGGUAGUCGCUGAGAAGAUUUCCGAGGAAAAGAUUGAAGAACCCAAGAAGCCUGAAAUAAAGGACACUGAAACGAAAUCAGAGAAGGGUGAAGCGUUCGACAGGGAAGUUCUUGAGGAAAAGCAGUUGGAAGUUGAGGCGCAAAAGCCAGCUGACAAGGAUGCCGAUCAAAAAUCCCAGAAGCCAGAAGUAUCUGAGGUCAUCGCUGAGAAGAUUUCCGAGGAAAAGAUUGAAGAACCCAAGAAGCCUGAAAUAAAGGACGCUGAAACGAAAUCAGAGAAGGGUGAAGCUUUCGAUAAGCAAGUUCUUGAGGAAAAGCAGUUGGAAGUUGAAGCACAAAAGCCGGCUGACAAGGAUGUCGAUCAAAAAUCCAAGCAACCAGAAGUAUCUGAAGUUGUUGCUGAGAAGAUUUCCGGGGAAAGGAUUGAAGAACCAAAGAAGCCUGAAAUAAAAGACGCUGAAAGCAAGUUAGAGAAGGGUGAAGCAUUCGACAAGCAAGUUCUUGAGGUAAAGCAAUUAGAAGUUGAGGGACAAAAGCAAGCUGACAAGGAUUUCGAUCAAAAGUCCCAGAAACCAGAAGUAUCUGAGGUAGUCGCUGAGAAGAUUUCCGAGGAAAAGAUUGAAGUACCCAAGAAGCCUGAAAUAAAGGACGCAGAAACGAAAUCAGAGAAGGGUGAAGCUUUCGAUAAGCAAGUUCUUGAGGAAAAGCAGUUGGAAGUUGAAGCACAAAAGCCGGCCGACAAGGAUGUCGAUCAAAAGUCCCAGAAGCCAGAAGUAUCUGAGGUCAUCGCUGAGAAGAUUUCCGAGGAAAAGAUUGAAGAACCCAAGAAGCCUGAAAUAAAGGACGCUGAAAGCAGGUUAGAGAAGGGUGAAGCGUUCGAUAAGCAAGUUCUUGAGGAAAAGCUGUUGGAAGUUGAGGGACAAAAGCCAGCUGAUAAAGAUAUCGAUCAAAAGUCUAAGAAACCAGAAGUAUCUGAGGUAAUCGCUGAGAAGAUUUCCGAGGAAAAGAUUGAAGAACCCAAGAAGCCUGAAACGAAAGCAGAGCAGGGUGAAGCUUUCGAUAAGCAAGUUCUUGAGGAAAAGCAGUUGGAAGUUGAGGGACAAAAGGCCGCUGAUAAAAAUAUCGAUCAAAAGUCCCAGAAACCAGAAGUAUCUGAGGUCGUCGCUGAGAAGAUUUCCGAGGAAAAGAUUGAAGAACCCAAGAAGCCUGAAAUACAGGACGCUGAAACGAAAUCAGAGAAGGGUGAAGCUUUCGAUAAGCAAGUUCUUGAGGAAAAGCAGUUGGAAGUUGAGGGACAAAAGCCAGCUGAUAAAAAUAUCGAUCAAAAGUCCCAGAAACCAGAAGUAUCUGAGGUCGUCGCUGAGAAGAUUUCCGAAGAAAAGAUUGAAGAACCCAAGAAGCCUGAAAUAAAGGACACUGAAACGAAAUCAGAGAAGGGUGAAGUUUUCGAUAAGCAAGUUCUUGAGGAAAAGCAGUUGGAAGUUGAAGCACAAAAGCCGGCAGACACGGAUGUCGAUCAAAAGUCCAAGCAACCAGAAGUAUCUGAAGUUGUUGCUGAGAAGAUUUCCGAGGAAAGGAUUGAAGAACCAAAGAAGACUGAAAUAAAGGACGCUGAAAGCAAGUUAGAGAAGGGUGAAGCAUUCGACAAGCAAGUUCUUGAGGUAAAGCAAUUAGAAGUUGAGGGACAAAAGCAAGCUGACAAGGAUGUCGAUCAAAAGUCCCAGAAACCAGAAGUAUCUGAGGUAGUCGCUGAGAAGAUUUCUGAGGAAAAGAUUGAAGAACCCAAGAAGCCUGAAAUAAAGGACGCAGAAACGAAAUCAGAGAAGGGUGAAGCUUUCGAUAAGCAAGUUCUUGAGGAAAAGCAGUUGGAAGUUGAGGGACAAAAGCCAGCUGAUAAAAAUAUCGAUCAAAAGUCCCAGAAACCAGAAGUAUCUGAGGUCGUCGCUGAGAAGAUUUCCGAGGAAAAGAUUGAAGAACCCAAGAAGCAUGAAAUAAAGGACGCAGAAACGAAAUCAGAGAAGGGUGAAGCUUUCGAUAAGCAAGUUCUUGAGGAAAAGCAGUUGGAAGUUGAGGGACAAAAGGCAGCUGAUAAAAAUAUCGAUCAAAAGUCCCAGAAACCAGAAGUAUCUGAGGUCGUCGCUGAGAAGAUUUCUGAGGAAAAGAUUGAAGAACCCAAGAAGCCUGAAAUAAAGGACGCAGAAACGAAAUCAGAGAAGGGUGAAGCUUUCGAUAAGCAAGUUCUUGAGGAAAAGCAGUUGGAAGUUGAGGGAAAAAAGCCAGCUGAUAAAGAUAUCGAUCAAAAGUCCCAGCAACCAGAAGUAUCUGAGGUAGUCGCUGAGAAGAUUUCCGAGGAAAAGAUUGAAGAACCCAAGAAGCCUGAAAUAAAGGACGCUGAAACGAAAGCAGAGAAGGGUGAAGCUUUCGAUAAGCAAGUUCUUGAGGAAAGGCAGUUGGAACUUGAGGGACAAAAGGCCGCUGAUAAAAAUAUCGAUCAAAAGUCCCAGAAACCAGAAGUAUCUGAGGUCGUCGCUGAGAAGAUUUCCGAGGAAAAGAUUGAAGAACCCAAGAAGCAUGAAAUACAGGACGCUGAAACGAAAUCAGAGAAGGGUGAAGCUUUCGAUAAGCAAGUUCUUGAGGAAAAGCAGUUGGAAGUUGAGGGACAAAAGCCAGCUGAUAAAAAUAUCGAUAAAAAGUCCCAGAAAGCAGAAGUAUCUGAGGUCGUCGCUGAGAAGAUUUCCGAAGAAAAGAUUGAAGAACCCAAGAAGCCUGAAAUAAAGGACGCUGAAAGCAGGUUAGAGAAGGGUGAAGCGUUCGAUAAGCAAGUUCUUGAGGAAAAGCAGUUGGAAGUUGAGGCACAAAAGCCCGUUGACAAGGAUGCCGAUCGAAAGUCCCAAAAACCAGAAGUAUCUGAGGUUAUUGCUGAAAAGAUAUCUCAGGAAAAGCUUGAAGAAUCAAAAGACAUAGAAACUAAAGAAGGAAAGGGAGUUCCUUUGGACAAGAAAGCCUUAGAGGAUGCGACAAGGAGAACGAAAACCGAAGAGGAUAUUCUAAAGACUUUAAAGGACAACUUCACUAAAUUAAGCAGGGCAGCGGGCUGUAGUGAAAUUUUGACAGAAUGUGAAAAUAUAAUCAAUAACCUUAACGAAGUUGAAGCAGUUGCCAAAUUACUAUUUAAAUUAAGAGAGCAAAUAGUUCACACCUACGAUGGAAAAGCAGUCGAAGAUCAAAAUCAUAAAGAACUCUUUGAAUCUUUUAUUGAAUCGCUGUGCGAAGCCUGUCCCGAAGCAGCUGAUCAAGUAAUUCACAAUUAUCUUAAAGAAAUUAAAACCAAUGUGAUCCUUACAAAAGCAGCAAUUCAACUUAUUGACGAUAGCAAUAUGUUCACAAAGCCAUCCUUAUUGAUACCAAAAAUACUAAAUUUGGAGAAAAUAUCGAUAAAAAUUCAAUCGGAAUCAUUUGUUGAUAAGUCAUCGGAAAAAAUGAUUAGCUUGCAACAGAGCUUAAUGGAUAUUUUCGUUAUUCUUGAUGACCUCUUAGAUGAAAAGACUGAUGUAUUGAAACCAAAAAUAGAAGAAAUUAAAACAAUACUACUGAGCGACUAUGAUUAUAUUGAAAAGAAAGAUGGAGAGAUUCAUACAGCUGUUAUUAAUGGGAAGAUUAAAAUAAUUACGCAAAAUAUUUUAACUAUUAUUGAAGAUCUUAAGCAAGUGUCUGAAGAACCAUCACCAACCAUCAGAACGAUUUCCGAAGAAAAGGUGGAAGAAGGCCAAAAGUCCGAAGUUAAGGACUCUGAAGAAAAGUCUACAAAGGCUAAAGUCCUAGAGAAGAAGUAUGUUGAAGAAGAACAACUGGAAGAAAAGUUACAUAAACAGGAUGAGAUCGCUGCUGAUAAGAAGGCUCAAAAAGCAGAGGUUUCCGAGGAUGUUGUCGAAAAGGUCUCCGAGGAGAAGGUGGAAGAGAGCCAAAAGUCCGAAGUUAAGGACUCUGAAGCCAAGUCUAAGAAGGCUAAGGUCCCGGAGAAGAAGUCUGUCGAAGAAGAAAAACUUGACGAAAAGAAACAAAGGCAGGCUGAAGUCACUGCUGAUAAGAAGGCUCAAAAGGUAGAGGUUUCCGAGGUUGUUGCUGAAAAGGUUUCCGAGGAGAAGGUGGAAGAAAGCCAAAAAGCCGAAGCUAAGGAAUCUGAGGAAAAGUCUAAGAAGGUUCAAAAUGCAGAGGUUUCCGAGGUUGUUGCCGAGAAGAUUUCCGAAGAGAAGGUGGAAGAUAGCAGAAAGUCCGAAGUUAAGGACUCUGAAGCAAAUUCUAAGAAGGCUAAGGUCCUGGAGAAGAAGUCUGUUGAAGAAGAAAAAAUUGACGAAAAGAAACAAAAGCAGGCUGAAGUCACUGCUGAUAAGAAGGCUCAACAGGCAGAGGUUUCCGAGGUUGCUCCUGAAAAGAUUUCCGAAGAAAAGGUGGAAGAAAGCCAAAAGUCCGAAGUUAAGGACUCUGAAACCAAGUUUAAGAAGGCUAAGGUCCUGGAGAAGAAGUCUGUCGAAGAAGAAAAAAUUGACGAAAAGAAACAAAAGCAGGCUGAAGUCACUGCUGAUAAGAAGGCUCAAAAGGCAGAGGUUUCCGAGGUUGUUGCCGAAAAGAUUUCCGAAGAAAAGGUGGAAGAAAGCCAAAAAGCCGAAGUUAAGGAAUCCGAGGAAAAGGCUAAGAAGGCUAAAGCCUUGGAUAAGAAAUCCGAUAAAGAGGAAAAACUGGAAGAAAAGAAUCAAAAACAGGUCGAUGUCGCUGCUGAUAAAAAAGUUCAAAAGGCAGAGGCUUCCGAGGUUGUUGCCGAAAAGAUUUCCGAAGAAAAGGUGGAAGAAAGCCAAAAGUCCGAAGUUAAGGACUAUGAAACCAAGUCUAAGAAGGCUAAGGUCCUGGAGAAUAAGUCUGUCGAAGAAGAAAAACUUGACGAAAAGAAACAAAAGCAGGCUGAAGUCAUUGCUGAUAAGAAAGCUCAACAGGCAGAGGUUUCCGAGGUUGCUUCUGAAAAGAUUUCCGAAGAAAAGGUGGAAGAAAGCCAAAAGUCCGAAGUUAAGGACUCUGAAACCAAGUUUAAGAAGGCUAAGGUUCUGGAGAAGAAGUCUGUCGAAGAAGAAAAAAUUGACGAAAAGAAACAAAAGCAGGCUGAAGUCACUGCUGAUAAGAAGGCUCAAAAGGCAGAGGUUUCCGAGGUUGUUGCCGAAAAGAUUUCCGAAGAAAAGGUGGAAGAAAGCCAAAAAGCCGAAGUUAAGGAAUCCGAGGAAAAGGCUAAGAAGGCUAAAGCCUUGGAUAAGAAAUCCGCCAAAGAGGAAAAACUGGAAGAAAAGAAUUUAAAACAGGUCGAUGACGCUGCUGAUAAAAAAGUUCAAAAGGCAGAGGCUUCCGAGGUUGUAGCCGAAAAGAUUUCCGAAGAAAAGGUGGAAGAAAGCCAAAAGUCCGAAGUUAAGGACUCUAAAACCAAGUCUAAGAAGGCUAAGGUCCUGGAGAAGAAGUCUGUCGAAGAAGAAAAACUUGACGAAAAGAAACAAAGGCAGGCUGAAGUCACUGCUGAUAAGAAGGCUCAAAAGGUAGAGGUUUCCGAGGUUGUUGCUGAAAAGGUUUCCGAGGAGAAGGUGGAAGAAAGCCAAAAAGCCGAAGCUAAGGAAAAGUCUAAGAAGGUUCAAAAUGCAGAAGUUUCCGAGGUUGUUGCCGAGAAGAUUUCCGAAGAGAAGGUGGAAGAUAGCAGAAAGUCCGAAGUUAAGGACUCUGAAGCAAAUUCUAAGAAGGCUAAGGUCCUGGAGAAGAAGUCUGUUGAAGAAGAAAAAAUUGACGAAAAGAAACAAAAGCAGGCUGAAGUCACUGCUGAUAAGAAGGCUCAACAGGCAGAGGUUUCCGAGGUUGCUCCUGAAAAGAUUUCCGAAGAAAAGGUGGAAGAAAGCCAAAAGUCCGAAGUUAAGGACUCUGAAACCAAGUUUAAGAAGGCUAAGGUCCUGGAGAAGAAGUCUGUCGAAGAAGAAAAAAUUGACGAAAAGAAACAAAAGAAGGCUGAGGUCACUGCUGAUAAGAAAUCUGAACAGGCAGAGGUUUCCGAGGCUGUUGCUGAAAAGAUUUCCGAAGAGAAGGUGGAAGAAAGCCGAAAAGCCGAAGUUGAGGAAUCCGAGAAAAAGUCUAAGAAGGCUAAGGUCUUGGAGAAAAAAUCCGCCGAAGAAGAAAAACUGGAAGAAAAGAAACAAAAGCAGGCUGAAGUCAGUGCUGAUAAGAAGGCUCAAAAGGCAGAGGUUUCCGAGGUUGUUGCCGAAAAGAUUUCCGAGGAGAAGGUGGAAGAAAGCCAAAUGUCCGAAGUUAAGGAAUCUGAAUCAAAGUCUAAGAAGGCUAAGGUCCUGGAGAAGAAGUCUGUCGAAGAAGAAAAACUUGACGAAAAGAAACAAAAGAAGGCUGAAGUCACUGCUGAUAAGAAGGCUCAAAAGGCAGAGGUUUCCGAGGUUGUUGCCGAAAAGAUUUUCAAAGAGAAGGUGGAAGAAAGCCAAAAUGCCGAAGAUAAGAAAUCCGAAGAAACGGACUUGGAGAAGAAAUCCGUAGAAGAAGAAAAACUGGAAGAAAAGAAGCAAAAACAGGCUAAGAUCACUGCUGAUAAGAAAGUUCAAAAGGCUGAGGUUACCGAGGUUACUGCUGAAAAGAUUUCCGUGGAGAAGGUUGAAGAAAGUAGAGACACCGAUGUUAAGGAGUCUGCGGCAAAGUCUAAGAAAGCUAAGGUCUUGGAGAAGAAACCAAUCGAAGAAGAACAACGGGGUGAAAAGAAACUUGAACAGGUUGAGGGGGUUCCUGAAUCGAAAAAGGUCGUGACCGAAGACUCAAAUCUGACUAGAAAUGUGUAUGGCCUUGAAAACAAGGAAACAGCGAUUUUGGACGAGGAAACCCUUCUUGUGAAGCGAAAGCCUUAUGAUGCACAAGAUACUGCCGAUUCUGUUAGCCUGCAAACGUACAAGUCCAUGGAUUCAGAGUACAAGGAUAGAAAGGAAUCCCGUAGUGCCAAACGUAAGCCAACUGUUGACAUCCAAUUGACUAAUCGAAACACGGCGUCGGGCAGCGACCUCAAAUUAACAUGCGGACUAUCGGGUCACGACAUGAAUGUGCAAUGGUUCAAGGAUAAGAGUCUCAUCGAGAACGGUGCCAAGUACAGGAGGACAUUGAACGACGGACUGUCGUGCCUUGAAAUUAAAUCGGCCGAACUUAGUGACUCUGGCAUUUACCGCUGCAUAGCGUCCAAUCAAAAUGGAGAAGUCGAAACUAGCUGUCUUGUGACUAUAUACGAAGCACCUUCAAGUAAAUUUGGCACCCCUCCAAUAUUUACACGCAACAUUCGAGAUGCAUAUCAUUCCCAGGGCAAUCAACUCACUUUGGAGUGCAAGGUUUCGGGCAGUCCCAAGCCAAACAUUUACUGGCAAAGGGAUAACACUCUGUUGCCCGUUGAGGGUAAUAAGUACCAGUAUGCAGAGCAGAGUGAUGGAGUGAAACUCCUGACCAUAGCCAACUUUGACAGCAAUGAUUCCGGCUUGUACACUUGCUAUGCGGAGAGCGAGAAUGGCCAAAUGAAGAUAAGCAAGUUUGUGCAGGCCUCCGAUUAUAUAAGGGAGCGAACUGCUGACAAGAGACCUAUUGAUAAGGUCAUCCAAGAAAUGAAACGGGAGGAAUCCUCUACUUCCUCCGUUAACGACAAUGCUGCAGCUAAGGCAAAGGCCCGUGAGGCCAAAUUGAAACUGAAUCUGGAGACCAGCUUAAAGACUAUGACCAUUGCUAGUGGUAACAAGGCUCAGCUCAUCUGCUACGUGACCGGCAUCAUCGAGGAUGUGCACUGGCUAAGAAACGAGGAGCGUGUAACUAAAGAUGCUCGCCAUAAGAUCUACAACAUAAACGGAGCUAUCAGUCUCGAAAUUUACGAUGCCCGUGUGGAGGAUAGUGGCCACUACAGAUGCGUGGUGAAGAACAGCCGGCAGACUGUCGAAAGCGCUGGUCAGCUAAGUGUGCUCGAUCAGUCGACUGGGAAGUUGCCGGAAAGCUUCUCCAGUGGCAUAACAGAAUUCUACGAUGCCCAGAAAAACGAGAUUAUACUGAGCUGCCAGGUCAAUGGUCGUCCCAAUGUUAGUUGGAUGCGCGAUGACCAUUCGAUUUGUAAUAACCGCUACAGGACAAUCGAAGAACCCGGUGGUAUAAGGAAGCUGAUUAUUCGCAAUCCCAUUUCCUCCGACUGCGGCAUCUUUGCCUGCUAUGCAGAGCACGAGGAUAGGAUUGACUCCACCAGCACCACCAUUAAAGCGGCCGAUCUCAAGCGUCUAAUCAACGUCAGUCAGGAGGAGAAUCCAAGUAUAGCCGAUCAAGACAGCUCUCAUUGGUCUCGCAGUCAGUCGUAUUUGAGUUCGGGAAGCCAAGUAAAUGGCAAUGGAGAACUCCAUAGAGCUGGAGAUCGUGUCCUACGCAGCGUUGGAAAGGCCAAACCGCUUUUCCAUACCCUACUUCACGAUCGCACUGUUUGGGAGGGAGCAAAUCUUCGACUGUUGUGUGCCGUAUCUGGUGACGAGAACACUCACAUUGAGUGGCUAAAGAAUCACAAACCUUUGCCCACGGGAGACAAUCGCUAUCAGACCCUCUUCCUUAAUGGUGAAGCUUCGUUGGAAAUCUUUGCUGCGGUAGCCGAUGAUAGUGGCAACUAUACCUGCUGUGCCACCAACGACUUCGGCGAAAGUUUAACUCAUGCCCAACUUCGGGUAUAUAAAAACUUCAAGGAAGCCCCAUUACCAAGUACUUUUACGCAGCCAAUCCGAGGUAUUACCCGUCUAAAACCAGCUAUGGAAAUCACCUUCGCUUUUAUACAUAUUUGAUGUUCUAACCGCUUCUGUAAACCCAAUUUUUAUGAAAAUCAGAUCCACUA